Molecule: messenger RNA, 2778 nt
Organism: Myxocyprinus asiaticus (Chinese sucker)
Lineage: Eukaryota; Metazoa; Chordata; Actinopteri; Cypriniformes; Catostomidae
Product: ubiquitin-conjugating enzyme E2 S
Exons: 4
Coding region: 504-1184 (226 amino acids)
Source: RefSeq, a predicted model, not a curated record
CGCUGAAGAAUUGGUAUUUUUGUUCCUGUGUCAAAGACUGCUAGCUGAUGACAGGCUACAGUAAGUUAUCGGACAAAUCAACUUUAUCAGAGACGAAAUUGGCAACUUUUUGGACUCAAAACCUGUACACGGCACAUUUGAUCUGAGGAGAACGUCGGACAACAAUUUCACGAAGAAAAACUCUGGAAAAUAGCCAUAUAUUUAAAUUGCUCAGCAAGCCUACCGUUAGCUUAGCUUGAUUUGAUAGCAAUACUAGCAAUCGGACCGAAAUUGAUUUUGAAUAGUAGGGUUCUGUAAGUAGUUAAGGGUCUUCAUAUAUUGUACAGUUGUGAUUUGUUUCUAAUUUUUAGAUUCGUUAUAGCUGGUCUCAGUCGAGCUUGAUAUUGAUCGCCGGAUCUAUCUAGUCGGUCGGUCGGGUAGAGUUUUUUUUUAAUUUAUUAUUAUUUAUUUAUUUUUUCGUCUGGGACAAAUUUGGGCUAUCUGUGUGCUCCACACAGCUGGAAAUGAAUUCGAAUGUGGAGAACUUGCCUCCCCAAGUGUUGAGACUUGUCUAUAAAGAGGUUUCUGCCCUGGCAGCAGACCCUCCAGAGGGCAUCAAAGUCUACCCCAGCGAAGAGGAUAUCACAGAACUUCACACUGCUAUUGAAGGCCCAGAAGGAACUCCUUAUGCCGGAGGGGUGUUCCGGAUGCGUUUAGUCCUUGGGAAGGAUUUCCCUGCUGCACCGCCCAGAGGCUAUUUCCUGACUAAGAUUUUCCAUCCUAAUGUUGGGCACAAGGGUGAAAUCUGUGUCAAUGUACUGAAGAGAGACUGGAAGGCAGAGUUGGGUCUGAGACAUGUAUUGCUUACCAUCAAGUGCCUUAUGAUCCAUCCUAACCCAGAGUCAGCCCUGAAUGAGGAGGCUGGGAGGUUACUUCUGGAGGACUAUAAGGAGUAUGCAUCCCGUGCUCACCUCCUGACAGAGAUCCACGCUAUGGGAGGCACGUCAGGGGCCCCUCAGGAGCCUGCUGAUGGACCUCAACCCAAGAAACAUGCAGGAGAUCCGAACAAACGUGUAGCAGGGGCUGGUUUGGUAACAGCGGGCGCUGGGACCAACAGCUCGAAUAACAGCAGCACAAGUAGUAACAAUAGUAAUAUAGUUACAAAGAAGAAAACAGAUAAAAAACGAGCUUUGAGGCGGCUAUAAAAGAGUGAAUCAGUGUUUUUGUGUACAUAUAAAUAUUGAGUUGUGCAGACCACCUUUUCCCCUCCUUAAACUGUCUUUCUAUUUUAGGAUAGCCAUUUUGCCAUGAUGCUACCCGAACACUCCUUCGCUUGUUCCUUUGAACUUACUCUCAGGACUUGAACUGUCCAUGUGACAAUUCUCUUUUUCACUCACAAAAGGAGUUUCAUCUGUGUUUUCAAAAUCUUACAAUCGUUCAGAUUAUGAAUACAAUUGUAAAGGUAUUUGGUUAAUAUUAUUUGUGGCCUCUGGGAUUAUGUAAUGACAUUUUGACUAUCAGUGAAUGCUACAGUUUCCUGUACUCCCCUGUUCUGCUGGGGUGUACAGCCAGAACAGGCUUUCUAACAAGUUAUUUUGCACAGAAGUGAUAUUAUAUUUAGAUUUCAGGUGUGACCGUUCACUUACUGUAAUUCUGACCUAUUGCAUUGGACUGAACCAGUUAAAUUACAGAUGAGAGAUGAGGUUUUAUUCAGGGGAUUAUCGAAGAAUAGUACCUUGCCCUGGGUGUGAUUGCUGUGUUUGAGUAAGAGAUGUAAGAUCAGGAAUAACAGAGGGGGUGGUUAAAAUGUGGUCUGAAUAUAACUCGUGAAAUAUCACUUGUCUUUUUUUUUUUUUUUACUCUUGCAUUAUUUUUUUGUGAGUGCAUAUUUGUAUGGUAUUAUUCUGUCCAGUUUUUACAAAAUUUUGUUGGUUCAUUUCUUUUUCAUUGUCCACUUUGCAAAAGGCCUUGUUCUCCAUUUCAAGUGAACAGCUACAUUUACCAGACACUUUGGUGCAUGAGUUGAAGCCAUUAGACCAGUUGGGGUAGAGCAAGGGGGCAACCAACUAGUUAAUCAUGCUGUUCCGUUUCAGACAUAUAGAGGUCACAUGAUGUUUGUCCAUUUUGAAAUUUGUUUCAGAACAAUUUUUAGUAUUGAUGUUCUACUUGUCAAAAAGAAUGUUUACCUUCCCUUUUUAUAUGAUCACAGCUGCGCUUUUCUCUAGCCCUGCUGGUCUCUCAAUCAAAAGUCUGUUAAGGAAUCUUCUCCGAUAGACUUCAGUUCUGGCCGUCAGUUCUCCAACAAAUUGCUCUGAACGUUGGGCACGAUGUGCCUUCAGCGACUGUUUGCCCAUACUUAAAAGCUUGUGGAUGAACAGUAGGGCAUUUUUGUGGCCAUUUUAAGUUAUUUAAAUUAAAUAAAGGAAUUUUAGGGAGAUAUUUUCUUUUUUUUAUUAUUAUUAUUAUUGUGUUAAAGAAAAAUCUGUUUUAUUCUGUCCCUGUGUUUGCAUGCAUCUUGCUUUAAGUUCAUCUGGAAUUUAAAAUACAUGCAUGUUUAUAAAUGCAGGAAUUAACAUUUUUAUUUGCUAGAAAGAAAAUAAUGAAUGUUGAGAUUAACUGUAGGCAAUAUGAUCUGUUGUCUUAUUAGGUGCAUUCUUGUCCACCCAGUGGUUUUGUUGUCAUCUUGCUGUGCAUGCCACAAUCAGGAUCCACAGCAAUAUUUUCUGUUUAAACAUUGUAUGAGAAUGAGACACAUUCAGUGUAUGUUACCCCUUAAAAAUGUUUCACUCAAACUCAAAA